This is a messenger RNA of Verticillium alfalfae VaMs.102, 633 nucleotides long. RefSeq names its product vacuolar ATP synthase subunit F. The record is from RefSeq and is a predicted model, not a curated record. The transcript is spliced from 4 exons. Bases 79 to 450 code for a protein of 123 amino acids. Lineage: Eukaryota; Fungi; Ascomycota; Sordariomycetes; Glomerellales; Plectosphaerellaceae. Gene Ontology annotation, cellular component: fungal-type vacuole membrane; proton-transporting V-type ATPase, V1 domain. Gene Ontology annotation, biological process: proton transmembrane transport. Gene Ontology annotation, molecular function: proton-transporting ATPase activity, rotational mechanism.
GGCACUUGACGUUGGACGACAACGCCGACCACCACCUACGACUUCGCUCGGUCUCGUACCAACGAGCAACCCCUCAAUAUGGCGUCGCAAGCCGAUUACAAAGACAGGCAAUUCCUAGCUGUCAUUGGCGACGAGGACUCUGUCACGGGCCUUCUCCUCGCAGGCAUCGGGCACGUCAACACUGGUGCAGAUCAGGCGAAGAACUUCCUUGUUGUUGACAGCAAGACGGAGACCUCUGCAAUUGAGAAGGCUUUCGAAAGCUUCACAACUGAGCGAAAGGAUAUUGGUAUCAUUUUGAUCAAUCAGCAUAUUGCCGACAAGAUUAGGCAUCGGAUUGACACGUACACAGCGGCCUUCCCUACGGUGCUCGAAAUCCCCAGCAAAGACCACCCCUACGAUCCCGAAAAGGACAGCGUGCUGAGGAGGGUUAGGAGGCUGUUUGGCGAGUGAAUCACGCAUACACGGGAUGGCGUCACGGCUAGAGGAGCGAAGCACAUACAAGCCGGCGUCAUGCUUGACGAAGCAGAGGCUCGGUGGGGGUCACAACGACUUCUUGAGGCUUUGAGCAGUGGCUGUUGAUGCCAAGUACAAUUUACCUAUCCUAUGAAUGCCUAAGAGCGCCAGCUUUGCUAC